Molecule: messenger RNA, 363 nt
Organism: Aspergillus piperis CBS 112811
Lineage: Eukaryota; Fungi; Ascomycota; Eurotiomycetes; Eurotiales; Aspergillaceae
Exons: 1
Coding region: 23-244 (73 amino acids)
Source: RefSeq, a predicted model, not a curated record
CGAAAGUUGGGUUAUAUGGGAAAUGUCCCUUUUCAUUAUCAAUUCCUCGCUACUUCUGCUCACUAAAAAACCACAGUACUACCUUCACGCCGUUGCAAUUCUCUUGGUCGAAGUAGACGCAACUCUUGUUAUUACUGGGUACCGACUUCUGGUAUUAUCCCAAGGCCGGAUUAAUAAUGUCAGCCUUGUGACAGCUCCAGAAGGGGAAUAUCUCCGGAGAAAUGGAAGUGAAAAUGGUGAAUAGUAUGCACGCAAGAAGUAAGUCAUAUCGCGACAAAAUCUAGCAUCAUCAGAAGCAAAUUUAUUCCGAGUGACUCUGCAGCAGGCCUGGGCGAAAAUUAUGGUCAUUGGACAAUGGCUAUG